UACCUUUCUCCUUUGAACCAGAAAUCACAGAGGGCUCCGACCGUAGACGAAAAUUAUUAAAUUCUAUAAAAAUCAAAGCUAAUUGUGAAAUUUGACGGUCACGAUUGAAUCACAAAAUGUCGUGGCAGGUUUACGUCGACGAUCACUUGAUGUGCGACAUCGACGGCCACCAUCUGGCCUCCGCGGCCAUCGUCGGUCACGACGGUAGUGUGUGGGCCCAGAGUUCCGCCUUCCCUAAGUUCAAGCCCGAAGAAAUUACGGCGAUAAUGAAAGAUUUCGAUGAGCCAGGGUCUCUUGCUCCAACUGGGUUACAUCUUGGUGGCACAAAGUACAUGGUUAUUCAGGGAGAGGGUGGAGCUGUCAUUCGUGGAAAGAAGGGCUCUAGUGGCAUUACUGUGAAGAAAACUGGCCAGGCUCUGGUUUUCGGUAUAUAUGACGAGCCCUUGACUCCAGGACAAUGUAAUAUUAUUGUGGAGAGGCUGGGGGACUACCUAAUUGACCAGGGGCUGUAGCUCAUCUCACAAUCAUCGUUUUCAUAUCUUGAAAUUCUCUCUUUUUGGGCUUGCAUCUACUUCCUGCUAUUUGGCCAUGAACUGGCACUGGUGGUGCUGCUGGGAAUAACCAUGUGCAGACAGAAGCAGUGACUAUUGGUGUUCUAGGAUUGUUUUAUUUACUUCUCUGAUUUCCUUGUUUUCUUAAUUGUGUAUUUAAUCACAGCUGUGUGCUCCUAUUGACUGCAUUUUUUAAGUUUGAAAAAGCUUGGAUUUCAUGUUAUUGUGAUGUGAUUAAA
This is a messenger RNA of Prunus persica (peach), 790 nucleotides long. RefSeq names its product profilin. Gene Ontology annotation, molecular function: actin monomer binding. The coding region runs from base 117 to 512 and encodes 131 amino acids. The transcript is spliced from 3 exons. The record is from RefSeq and is a predicted model, not a curated record. NCBI's taxonomy places the organism in Eukaryota, Viridiplantae, Streptophyta, Magnoliopsida, Rosales, Rosaceae. Gene Ontology annotation, cellular component: cell cortex.